UCACGUCCACUCGACCUAGCCCGCCGCACAGUCCGAUGACUCAGUCCUGGUUACAUUGCAGUGCAGUGCCAACGGUGGUGUAAUUACAUGUAGGAGAGACAGUGGUGUGGUGUUUCUCUUGUCAUGUGGGGAGUGCGAUGGCGUUAGGAACCAUGACUCGGCGCCCACUAUUGCUUCUCGCCUUGCUGGCGGCUGCGCUCGCUAACCAGCUUGAAGAUAUUCCACACAAUGAAGUCAAGAAUUGGGCACUGAAAUUCGGCGUCGACCUGUGGGAGUUCGGACGGCACUUCACGAAAAUGAAUCAAAUACAGAACAAAUACCAUGAGUACAACGUGGAGGUGAUCCGAAAAGACGGCCUGCUCUUGGUUCGAGAGCUCGCUGCUGAAGUAAAGAACCAUAUGGAUUUUAAAAUCAACGCUGUCAUGCGUAUCAUGGAUUCGGCGGAGGCGGCUGCUCUCUCAGCCGGCAGCAGCAGCACUGACGGUUCACCUGGCUCCUACUACGACGCACGUUGGUUAAACGUACACGCAGAUGACGGAACUUUAGCGGCGCGGGCACGUCGCCUUCUCCUGUCACCCAGCAGACAUUUCGAUCACAUUGCUGUCAACGCCAGCUACAGCGCAGUGCUGAUGCCACCUUACAUCAACACUGAGGAUGAAGAGGUACAAAAUCAGAUAGCGUGGUCAGAGCAUUUGGAUCCUCUCUUUGUGAAUAAUUAUGAAAUCGAUCCGACACUAUCGUGGCAGUACUAUGCCUCAUCUUCGGGUUUCAUGAGGCGAUACCCAGCAAUGUCUUGGCCACCUGAGGACGGCUAUUCGCACCACGCGCGCGAUUUCUACGACUUCAGGUCAUCGAAUUGGUUUGUCGAAGCUGCAACCUCGCCUAAAGACCUCGUGAUCCUUUUAGACGACUCUGAUGACCUCGGUUCGUCUUACCGCCGUCUCGCGAAGGCUACCGUGUCCGCCCUUCUCGACACACUCGGCCCAAACGACUUCGUCAAUGUAUACAGAUACAGUGACACCGUAUCAGAGCUACACACCUGUUAUACGAAAAUCUUGGCUCAGGCGGUACCUGAAACAAUACGAGAGUUGAAAAGUGCAACGUGGGCCUCGGAGGCGUCGGGCGGCGCAGCCAAUCUGACCGGCGCUCUUACCACGGCCUUUGAAAUACUCCAUCGGUAUAAUCGUACUGGACAAGGUUGCCAAUGCAACCAGGCGAUUGCUGUGGUGGGUGCAGGCGGAGGUGCAGGCGGAGUAAAGGCCGUAUUUCGUACUUGGAACUGGCCUCAUAUGCCAGUGCGCAUCUUUACUUAUCGAGUAGGUGGAGACGCUGCCUCUGGUCAUAAUAUGAAGGACAUGGCUUGCACUAACAAAGGUUUCCAUGUGACGAUAAACGAUCACGGAGAGGUUCGUCGUAAAGUCCUGCACUUUGUGGAGGUGCUCGCACGCCCCAUGGUGAUGUACCAGACGAUACAUCCAGUGCACUGGAGUCCCGUCUACGUCGGAGGCAGGAGUAGCAGCCUGGACGACGACGGGAUGGGUCAACUGAUGACGUCAGUCACAGUUCCUAUUUUCGACAGGAGAAACCGUACGCAAAGAGAAGCCAACUUACUGGGAGUAGUUGGUACUGAUGUUCCUGUCGAUCAAAUAAAGAAGCUCGUACCACCAUAUAAGUUAGGAGUUAACGGUUACUCGUUUAUGGUGGAUAACAACGGGCACGUUUUGUAUCACCCAGAUCUACGACCUUUGCACACUAAUGAGGAGUACACAGAAACACUACGACCUCUUUACUCCAGCGUCGACAUCACAGAUGUCGAACUUCUUGUUGAUUCCGAUGAGAAUUCGCGAGUCAAUCUUACUUCUCUACUUCUUGACCUGCGACAUGACAUGAUAGAGCAGCGCGAGGGCGAAACUGAGAUGGGUGUUAAGGUGCAGUACGAAGGAAUGCGAAGAGUCGCAACGCGAAGACAACGCUACUUUUACAGCCCAGUGGACGGCACGCCGUACUCGCUGGCCGCCGUACUGCCCGACGGAUACGGCAUGUACGAGCUGCAAGCUGAACAGGAGAUAAAACAUAGUCCUAUAAAUGUAACAGAAUACUUUAAAGGCGACAACUGGAAAGUUCAUCCCAAGUGGGUAUACUGCGAGUACGCGUCGACGUCGGAGCAGUCGUUCUCGUCGCCGGAGGAGCAGCUCGUGCACUUCCUGACGCGCGCGGGCCGGCCGGGCUGGAAGUGGAUGUCGCUGCGCCCGCGCGCGCUCACGCUGCACAACGCGCACAAGAAGCAAGACCGGGACUCGUACUACUGUGAUAAAACUUUAAUGCAAUCUUUAGUACGUGAUGCAAUGGUAAUAAAAGAGUUGGACGCUCACACUGGACACGCGAGCCAUCACUCUCACCCGAUAGCGACAUUAAUGGCACUACUAACAAGACAAGGACGCUUUCACAAGUUCGUGGUGACUCUGUCUUUCAUCGCAACUAGAAGCGGCCUAUUGAAGUGGACUGAAAACAUGAAUACUUCAAGAUCAGCUGAUUCUUCUGAACCACAUUUCAGCGAAAAAUAUGCACGUGCUUAUGACUCGGAAUGGUAUCGACGCGCAGUAGAGCAUCAUUCCAUUGAGCCUGAAAGUUUUGUCUUCUCUGUCCCCUUUCGAGAUGGUUCCGAACCAGAAGAUUUUAGUGGAAAACCUCCUCUAGUGCUGGCCACUCACGCCGUGUUCGUGGAAUCGAGAGGACAUCGCGCCCCGGCCGCCGUCGUCGGAUUACAUUUCCAACUAGAUUCGCUUGCGAAACAUUUCUUGAACGUUACAUCUACGUGUACAGCGGGAAGUAUUUGCAAAAAAACAUGUGCUGGCGACGAACUGGACUGCUACAUCCUAGAUGACAACGGUUUUAUAAUAUUAUCUGAAGACGCUUCGCAGACCGGACGGUUCUUCGGACAGGUGGACGGGACGAUAAUGGACUCGCUCGUACAAGAUAGAAUCUACAAGAAAGUUACCGUACACGACCACCAGGGUCGAUGCCCGGAUUCAAGAAACACAUUCAGUGGCGACAGUAACAAGCUGACCCCCAUGAAACCGCUAUCCUGGCUGGGCGGAUACGUGGCUAACUUGCUCGCCGUUUGGUACCCGCUGUGGGAGACCGUACAGGCCCGACCUCACGCUCAUCCGGAAGAGGAAUUGGAUUACGAAGAUUACGAACACGAGGAUAUGGAACACGAGGACGACAUGGACCGGGACCGCGGCACGUACGAGAUCAUCAUCGACGGGCUGGGCGCGGCCGAGGCGGCGGGCGGCGCGCAGCCCGUGAGCCCGGGCCCGCCGCGCGAGCCGCCGCGCGACGCCGCGCGCUCCGCCGCCGUGCGCCCCUGCGACACGAGCGCCGAGCUCUUCACGCUGCAGUCCACGCGCCUCAACGCCGCGCAGCCGCUCAAGGGGAAGCUCACCAACUGCCACAACUCCGGAUGCGAAAGGCCGUUCAGCGUGCAGAAGAUCCCGCACAGCAAUCUGAUCCUGCUGGUGGUGGACACGCUGUGCCCGUGCGGCGCCAAGCGCCUGGACGUGCGCGCGCGCGAGGCGACCGCCCGCAGCGCGUGUCGCCGCCCCCCGCGCGCCCUGCCGCGCCGCCGCCCGCCCGCCUGCGUGUCCUACCACCCAGAGGAAAUUGAGAUCCUAUCAUGCGGUCGCGGCGCUAUCGCUCGUCCGCUUUCCGCCAUGUUCGCUACGCUCGUGCUGCGGCUCUUUUUGACUCUUGCAACGUGACUGUCCAAUAUUUAAACGUACUACCAUUUAACCGACCGCAGGUCUCCAGACCGUCUGAAGCUUUCUACAAAACCAUAUCGAGUUCCAUAUCAAAAAUAAGAAUAAUUUUACUGAAUCGCCGUUUCGUGAAGUUUUUAAUCUGAAAGCAUCGCCAGUCACCGUACUUCAGUGUUCGCGUGGUUUUAGUGUGAAUGGACUGUUUGUAUGAACCUCUGUGUAAGAGUUCGCGUGCGCGCUCGCCGGAGACGAGUCGAGGUGUGUUGAUAUAAUUAGAGUAACGAUCGGAGCGCUCCAGCUUUCUGAGCGGGUGCCUUCCCUCGGCCCAUUUUGUAGGUGUUUGCGAGAUGUUUAAUGUUUUGACGAUUUUACAGACUGAAGUUUUGGUCCGACCAAGUGAACUUUUGAUCUUGUUUUGAGACAGGAUUAUCGAUUCGAACUAGGUUAAGAUAACGUUUAAAAUAUUUUCUCCUCUGUUAAGUUGACAUUCUCGAUAUUGUAACUAUGAUGCGGUCGCAUACAUUAUAGGUAGGUAACUAAUAUCUUGUUAAAUUUAAUUGAGGAUUAUCACAAACUUGAAGAACUUAUAAAUUAUAGCUAAUGUUAAUAGAUAUUUAAAUAUAAUAAAUGUAAAAUAAUAAUAUCGUUUAAAAACUGUUUUAGAAAAAUUUACCUAUGUUGAUCCUAACACGAUUUAUUUCUUUAUAUAUUUUCAACAAUAUAAUUGCUAAAUAAUAUUAUAUAGUUGCAUAGAUUUAUUGUGUUUUUAUUGUAAAUAAGAGACGUUUUGUUUGUAGGCAAUUACGUCGCAACGUUUAUUUGUAAAAUUAUUAUCGAUAUUGUAACGUAACGAGUCGACGAGUAAGCAUCGUAGAGUUGAUCGAUUAAUCUCAACUCUUAAAUUCAAUUUCUAAUAACGUAUAAGGAGCGGAAUGGGAGCGAAACAUUAAAUGUACUUUAAUUGCUAUGAAACUUAAUGUUAUAAACAAUAAAUAUAUAUUAAAUAGUCCAAAGUUUUUAUAUUCGUCAAAUCAAUAUAAUUUCGAUUUAUUGUAAAUUAGAUAUUUUAAAAUAUUGCUGUACAGGGUUAUAUUAGAUCUGGCAUCUUUAUUCUUAUUAUAUAAUAAUGAACAAUUUUAAUUAUUCGAUUAGUAUUAUUAAAUAAAAAAUCACAUUUGCUCCGAUAUUUGUCACGGUGUUCUCUCGGCCGGCUCCCAUUCAUCUAGACGUUAGCGAAACUUGCCUAAUCUUCGAAUAACGUACAUAUUUAUAUGAGAUGUCGCGUCUCAUCUUGUAAAUAUAUAUAUUCGAAGGCCUACUAUAUAUUAAUGUGUGUUGCUAUGUUUAUAGUUCGACUUCAACUUCUUCUGUCGUACGUUUAUAUCAAAUCAUGUCGUACUCACAGAAUUAUUUCCAUUUUAAAUGUCUACAUUAUUCAUAAUAUACGAAAUCUCAUUGCGCUAUAUACACGGCCUAGUUAUAUAACAUUUAAUAUAAGUAAAACAUCUAAUAAAAUCGAAUCGAACAAUCUGUUUGUAUAUCAUAAACGUUGUUUAUAAAUUUAAAUCAGAUUCAUAUUAACUUAACGUAUAGACUAUAUUAUUAUAACAGUUCAUAUAAGCGUUAAAGGUGGAGCUUGCUGUUGUCCAUUCCGAAUAAACAUUUUUACUGAAACAAUAAUCUGAAAUAGUACAAAGUUAUAUAUUAUGUAAUAGCUCGCAUUGUGUGCCAAACCACAGCCAAGUUUCGUAAUAUACCGAUUUUAUUAAACGGGACCGACACUUGAGAAAAAAAAGGACAAUAGCAUGCUCGAAGGUCCGAAGGAUUUAUCACAGUAUAUAUAACUCUCCUCUUAAUAAACUUACAAUUCGCAAAAAAUAUAAAAAUAAAUUAAACACGACUUAUUUCGCAUUAUAUUCGAUAUUAAACAUACUAUUAUUACGUUGAAAAAAAAUUUAUUUAUCUUAUGUAUAAAUACAAGAGAAUGUGUUGUAGUUUACUGUGAUCGAUUCACUAAUAUAUAGUUUCGACAUUAUCAAAAUUAUAUUGUACCGUGCUCUCUCGCGGCGUUAAUGAUUGCGAGGACGCUUUUGAGAUGUUGUACAUUUUGUAUAAAUAUAAAUACAGUAAGGAGUCGAUGUGACGUAAUAGUUUCAGCUGGUGAGUGGCGAACGACUGGUAAUGUAUUGAAAGUGCUUCUUGUAAGCGUCGAGUCUUCCAUAGCAGUCGGACGCGGAGCGAGUGUUUACUGUAACUAAGUAUUAAACGAUAAUAAUAGAUUAUACUUAUCAUAGCGUAGGCGGCCUCGCGGCGGGUUUAUGUACACGAAACAAUUACCUCGUUUAGUUACGCAAUAAUAGCUAGAAAGAAUUUAGACUUCAUUUCGCGUUUAGUUAUUGGACAUAUCAAUUCAGGCACCAAAUGAGACUAUAGCGUAAGCGAUUUUUUGAAUAUUUUCAAUUGUUAUAUUAUUCGGAGUUUAUAGAGAUCUCUUUCAUGACCGAUGCCUUCUUUAAUAUAAAAAAAAAAAAUAGACGAAAUAGUAUUUUAUUAAAUGAAUACCGUUCUAAAGUGCCGUGUGGAUCGUGUGUAAUUGAUACGAGGUUGGCAUCAGACGUAUAAAUGUUAGGAGGUCUCUAUGUAACUCAUUCUAAGGUUCGUACGUGCAAUAAAUUUUAUGUAAGGAACAGUAAUUUCUAAAUUUAUGCCACGUUCAAUUAUCUGUGUACAAUUUUCUACGAAACAUGUACUUGUUCAUUUCUUAACCUUUCAUGUGUAAUCACUCAUUCCCUUGUUAACGCUUUUAGAUAUUAGGUAAUAUUCAAAAUUUUACUGAAAAUACAUUUCUGAUGUAAUAUUCGACGUUUGCUGUUUUUUAAUUAUCAUUUAUCAAAAUUAGUUUUAAUAUAUUUUUUAUUAUGAUGUAAUAAAACUAAUUAUGAUAUAGAUAAACUUUAAUAUAGUGUACUUGGGCACGGCCGACUGUAAACAUGGUUCUCUAGAGUAAUUAUAGUUGAAUACUUUUCCUUUUUGUUACUUGCCCGUUCAUGCUAUAGAUAAACAGUAAUUACAAAAAUAAAGUUCUCUUAUAAC
This is a messenger RNA of Nymphalis io (European peacock), 6851 nucleotides long. It is a transcript of the gene stol, whose product is annotated as voltage-dependent calcium channel subunit alpha-2/delta-3. NCBI's taxonomy places the organism in Eukaryota, Metazoa, Arthropoda, Insecta, Lepidoptera, Nymphalidae. The coding region runs from base 138 to 3761 and encodes 1207 amino acids. The transcript has 25 exons. The record is from RefSeq and is a predicted model, not a curated record. Gene Ontology annotation, molecular function: voltage-gated calcium channel activity. Gene Ontology annotation, cellular component: voltage-gated calcium channel complex.